AUCAUUUGGAAUUAGGGUUUUAGAGCUGCCGUGUUCCGCCGGAUCAUCACCGUUGCCACCUCAAGGCUCAAGUUCACCGUUCGAGAGCUUAAGAUGCCGUCGCACAAGACGUUCAUAAUCAAGAAGAAGCUGGGGAAGAAGAUGAGGCAAAACAGGCCUAUCCCUGGCUGGAUCCGUCUCCGUACCGAUAACAAGAUCAGGUACAACGCUAAGCGUAGGCAUUGGCGCCGUACCAAGCUCGGGUUCUAGAUCAUCCGAGCUCGCUGCCAUGAUCUUAUUCGUUCGAGUUUUGCUAUUUUACUUUCGGAAUUGUGGUUUAAGUUUUAGUUUUUAUCUUCUGCAUGAAUAAUAUAUUAUGAGUAUCUAAAGUUACACCCUUUCUAUUA
This is a messenger RNA of Brassica napus (rape), 386 nucleotides long. Its product is annotated as 60S ribosomal protein L39-2. Bases 94 to 249 code for a protein of 51 amino acids. Gene Ontology annotation, cellular component: ribosome; cytosolic large ribosomal subunit. The record is from RefSeq and is a predicted model, not a curated record. The transcript has 3 exons. Gene Ontology annotation, biological process: translation. Lineage: Eukaryota; Viridiplantae; Streptophyta; Magnoliopsida; Brassicales; Brassicaceae. Gene Ontology annotation, molecular function: structural constituent of ribosome.